AUGAGACGAUUUGCAGAAGACCUGAUAGUAGCGCGACAGCCAGGAACCAAGUUGGUCACCGGAGACAUCGUAGCUAGAACGUUUGAUAGCGAGAUGAUACCAUUACUUCUCACAGAUCUCAUUGCUCCAGCUCUCCAGACCCAUAGCAACAACAUCAGUGAUCGGGUAGACAGGCUCAUCAGAGAUGGGAGUGGAUGGGCGGUACACGAGAUAAUCUCCGUCUCGAUUAACAUUACCAGGUAUAACCCGUUAGCAGGUAACAGCUGGAUGGAGUUGCCUAAACCCAUCAGACAUAAGACCUACGCUCUUCUCAACAUCAAGAACAUGAACGAUGAUCGCUGCUUGGAAUGGGCUCUAGUUGCAGCUCUCGAACGUCAGCGGGGAUUUCCUAGAGGGAAUAACCGUCUUCGCGUUGGUCGCUAUCAGAAGAGCAGCGUGAAGAUAAAUAUGACUGGUAUCUCCACCCCUACUCCAAUCAGUGAGAUUGGUAAGGUUGAGAAGUUGAACGACGUUUCGAUCAAUGUUUUUGGAUGGGAUGAUGGGACGAUUUUGAAGGGAGAACCGAGCAAGCUUAACCAGGGAUUCUACCCCAUCAGACUCUGUCAGAAUCCUAACAGUGAGACGUGCAUCAACAUUCUGCUGGGGGAGAACGACAGGACGAGCCAUUGGGUCUGGAUACAGGAUCUCUCAGCACUAUUAUGUGGACAGAGCAAGAAUACUCAUGCAAAAUUUUGUUGUGUUAGAUGUUUGAGAGGUUUCACAAGAAGUGACCUUUUGGAUAAUCAUGAAAGAGAUUGUUCUAAAUUGCAAGCACAGCGAACCAUCAUGCCCGAUGAAGUUAAACAGCGUGAUUAUCCAGUAGGAAGUAUAAAGCAGAAGAAGACGACAAAGGAGCAGCUCACGUUAAAGUUCAACAGUUGGAGGAAGACGAUAAAACAUCCGUUCACGAUCUCCGCUGACAUAGAGUGUAUCCUAGUGCCGCGGGAGGUAGACGAAAACGGAGCUACAGUGAAGAUCUCAGAGCACAUCCCCUGCACGGUAUCGUACAAGCUAAAUAGUCACCUAGCUGGGUUUGAAGAUGAGGCUGUAGUUAUUUUCCAUGGACCAAAAUGUGUCGAUGAGUUCUUGGAAGCCCUUGAUUUAUUGUAUGAGCGGCUCAGACCCUGGAUGGAGAUGAAUGAGCCAAUGGAGAAGGUAGACCAGGCUACCAUGGAUCGUCUCAAUGCUUAUCCAAAUUGUGUUAUUUGCAAACGUAAACUUAUUGAAGAUAAACAUCUCGAUCACUGUCACUACACUGGCAAAGUUUUAGGUUACACUCAUCCACUAUGCAACCUAGAACGUCAAACACCAAAGUAUUUACCCAUUUUCUUUCACAAUCUUAAAGGAUACGACUCACACAUGGUUAUUGGAGGUAUUGCAGAUCGUGUUGAUGAUCCUUGGGAUAUCAAUGUUAUCGCCAAGGCUAUGGAAACAUAUACAGCAUUCAGCACUAAAAAGUUCAGGUUCAUUGACUCAUGUGCUCACCUCAACUCCUCUCUAGAGAAACUUGUGUCUAAUCUUCAUUCGUCAGGACCUGGAGCCUUUAAACCUGUCGAAGACUUCCUUCAGCAGAAGUUUGGUUCUGUGCAACCUGAGAAACUAAGGGGUGUACCCCUACUCCUACUUCAAGACCUUCGAGACCUUUGA
Bolinopsis microptera is the source of this 1686-nucleotide messenger RNA. RefSeq lists its product as uncharacterized. The coding region runs from base 1 to 1686 and encodes 561 amino acids. Lineage: Eukaryota; Metazoa; Ctenophora; Tentaculata; Lobata; Bolinopsidae. The record is from RefSeq and is a predicted model, not a curated record. The transcript has 4 exons.